UCCUCAGCGAAUUUCUUACGAACGACAACGAUUUAAAAUUUUGUGAAAUUCUUGCAAGUAAUUUAUAAUUUUACAUGUUAGUCUUAUUACGCAAAAGUGGCGCCGCGGUGCCGCUGACACAACUACGCGGCGCUGCAAAGCGUAUGCUGUCGACAACAUCGGCAGCAUAUACAAAUGGUCCAACAACAACAAAAAGUUCAUCGACAACGGAGCACUAUGAUAUUAUAAUAGGCGGCGGUGGACUUGUGGGCACAACACUAGCUGCAGCGCUGGCUAAGAAUCCAACGUUGGCUGACAAGCGUGUGCUUCUACUGGAGGGCGCUGGCGAAUUUAAAGGCUUCGAUGCAAGCGGACCUUAUCAAAACCGGGUCUCGGCUAUAAAUAAGAACUCCAUAGAACUAUUUGAAUCCAUAGAUGCCUGGCCGCAUAUUGAGGCAGCGCGCUACAAGCCUGUUAAGCAAAUGCAGGUGUGGGAGUCCAACAGCGAUGCUCUUAUACAGUUUCAGCAUGAUAAUUUUGCCAGCGAUGUUGCCUGCAUCAUAGAAAACGAUCUAAUACUGGAUGCUGUAUAUGCUACUGUACGUGCAUCGGCGUCCAAUGUAAAGGUGCUUAAUAAAUCACGCAUCGAGUGUGUGAGUCUUCCUGGUCAAACUGGUUCGGUGCACUCGCAAGUCCAGCUACAGGAUGGACGCAACUUUAGCUGUGAGCUGCUGAUUGGUGCCGAUGGUGCCAACUCUGUGGUGCGUAAGCAAAUGGGCGUAGAUGUCUUUUCGCUUAACUACGAUCGCAUGGGCUUGGUAGCAACAUUGGACUUGCAGCCAGAGGAGGCUGGAGAUAAUUCAGUUGCCUGGCAACGGUUUUUGCCAACGGGACCACUUGCUUUGCUGCCUUUGACUGAGCAGCAAAGUUCGCUUGUUUGGAGUACCACGGUGCCACAUGCCAAGCAACUGUUGUCUAUGGAGCCAGCUCAGUUUGUUGACGCACUCAAUGAGGCCUUUUGCCGACAAUAUCCACGCGUGGAGCUGGCGGAUCGUGCGCUGCAGGCACUUAAUUCCUUCUUUGGUAACAGCAGCUCCCAGCAUCUGCGUCAGUUUCCGCCAAGCGUGCGCGACGUGCAGUCAGGCUCCCGCGCGGUCUUUCCCUUGGGCUUCCUGCAUGCUUCUUCUUAUGUGUGCCAAGGCGCAGCGCUAGUGGGCGAUGCGGCACAUCGCGUUCAUCCCUUAGCUGGCCAGGGUGUCAAUCUGGGCUUUGGUGACGUGCGUCAUUUGGUGGAGACACUGGCAGCUGGUGCCUACGCUGGCUUUAAGCUGGGCGAUACCCAGCAUCUGACCAAGUAUGAGCGUAAAUGUUUGACCAAGAAUGUGCCGAUUAUGCUGGGCGUGCACGGUCUGCACACUCUAUACUCCACGGAGUUCAGUCCAGUGGUCUUGCUGCGCAGUCUUGGUCUGCAGCUUACCCAAAAUUUGCCGCCCAUUAAAAACUUUUUCAUGCGGGGCGCAAUGGGCUGAGCUCACAAACAGUUGUAUUAUCUUUUAAGUGUUUACAGUUUUGUAGUUACUAUAAAUAAUUCUAAAUAAAUGGUGUAC
Messenger RNA from Drosophila busckii, 1586 nucleotides. It is a transcript of the gene Coq6, whose product is annotated as ubiquinone biosynthesis monooxygenase COQ6, mitochondrial. The coding region runs from base 75 to 1508 and encodes 477 amino acids. The record is from RefSeq and is a predicted model, not a curated record. NCBI's taxonomy places the organism in Eukaryota, Metazoa, Arthropoda, Insecta, Diptera, Drosophilidae. Gene Ontology annotation, cellular component: mitochondrion. Gene Ontology annotation, molecular function: FAD binding; 2-octaprenyl-6-methoxyphenol hydroxylase activity; oxidoreductase activity, acting on paired donors, with incorporation or reduction of molecular oxygen, NAD(P)H as one donor, and incorporation of one atom of oxygen. Gene Ontology annotation, biological process: ubiquinone biosynthetic process. The transcript has a single exon.